Pelobates cultripes (western spadefoot toad) is the source of this 20717-nucleotide messenger RNA. Lineage: Eukaryota; Metazoa; Chordata; Amphibia; Anura; Pelobatidae. The record is from the annotation of a GenBank genome assembly.
GGCGGUAUCAGUCCGACAUGACACAAGGCACUGCGCGGGCACGGGGCGCGCCCCCGCCCCCUCUCAGGCCAGGUAGGCGCCCUGUGACUCCACCUCUUCCCUGAUAGCGAGCCGUUGGCUGAUUGGUGGACUCUCCGGGUGGCCCCACCCCCAGCGCGGCGUCUGAUUGGCCUGCGUUUCGCUGACGCGGUCCUCCCCUUCCCCCAUUCUAGAUCCCGCGCGCCCAAGGUAACACUCGGCGAGACGAAGGGUCAAGUGAGCCAGAGCGCACGAGCCUCUCUCUCUUGGCUGCUGAUUGGACGAUUUCCUCGCUCGGCGCAUCACUUGAUUGGUCAGAGGCAGCUUCGGCUCUCCCCAUUGGCUGGUGCUGGUCCCGCCUGCUCUCUAUCGGCUUCUCCUAUUGGCUGGCUGUUCCCCAGUCAGUGAGUGCGCCUGGCCACGCGCAGUGUCUCGCGGCGGCGGUUGGAGCGGAUCGAGGCGCGCGCCGCUUUCCUCCAUUAUAACCUCCUGGGCCCCGGCUUCAUCCUCCUCACCGUCCACCUCCCCCGGGACCGAGCUCGGCGCUGCCCUCCGGUUCCCCUCCAGCUCCCCUCGGAACAUGCUCAAGCAGCCGGCAUUGCCAAGCCGCAAACCCGCCGCCAUGGCAGUGCCUGGAAACGGCUCCCCCGGGAGCCCCAACGGGAACCUUCCCUCCGCCGGCAGCAGGAGCGCGGAGCGGGGCGCAGCGGGACGGUAUGUACUAAUCCCCCGGGAAAGGGAGACCGGCAGCGGGAGAACAGCUACUGAUUGACGGGGGGUCUGUCCAAUCAGAGCGCAGGGGGCGGGGUUACCGGGAUCAGUCACAUGUUCUGUCUGCUCACCCUCCCUCCCUGGGAUACCGUUACCGGGCCGCGCAUGCGCUGUGUCCGGGGUUACCGUGGGGGGGAGGGGCAACUGUAGAAUUCAUGUUUUAGGGGAGAGGGGUAUGUAGCAUUCACACUGUGUGGGGGGGGGUUGGUAUGUAGCAUUCACACUGUGUGUUGGUAUGUAGCAUUCACACUGUGCAUGUAGCACACACUGUGUGUGGGGGUGGUAUGUAGCAUUCACACUGUGUGGGGGGUGGUAUGUAGCAUUCACAUGGUAUGCAGCAUCACACUGUGGGGGUGUAGCAUUACACUGUGGGGGGUGUGGUAUGUAGCAUUCACACUGUGUGGGGGUGGUAUGUAGCAUUCACACUGUGUGGGGUGGUAUGUAGCAUUCACUGUGUGGGGGGUGGUAUGUAGCAUUCACACUGUGUGGUAUGGCAUUCACACUGUGUGGGGGUUGGUAUGUAGCAUUCACACUGUGUGGGGGUUGUAGCAUUCACACCUACACUGUGUGUGGUAUGUAGCAUUCACACUGUGUGGGGGGGUGGUAUGUAGCAUUCACACUGUGUGUCACACACUGUGGUGGUAUGUUGCAUUCACAUGUGUGUUCACACUGGUGUGGGGGUGGUAUGUAGCAUUUCACACUGUGUGGGGGUGGUAUGUAGCAUUCACACACUGUGUAGCAUUCACACUGUGUGGUGGAAGCAUUCACACUGUGUGGGGUGGUAUGUAGCAUUCACACUGUGUGGGGGGGGGUAGCAUUCACACUGUGUGGGGGUGGUAUGUAGCAUUCACACUGUGUGGGGGGGUUAUGUAGCAUUCACACUGUGGGGGGGUAUGUAGCAUUCACACUGUGUGGGGGGUAUGGCAUCACACUGUGUGGGGGGUAUAGCAUUCACACUGUGUGGAGGGUAUGUAGCACACACUGUGGCAUUGAGGGGGGGUUAUGUAGCAUUCACACUGUGUGGAGGGGUUAUGUAGCAUUCACACUGUGUGGGUUAUGUAGCAUUCACACUGUGUGUGGAGGGGGGUUGUACACUGUGUGGAGGGUUAUGUAGCAUUCACACUGUGUGUGGAGGGGGGGGUUAUGUAGCAUUAAUUUGGUUGUGCAUUAUUUAUCUAUAUCCCAUUCAUACUGAAAAUCAUCUGUAAAUUGCUAGUAAAUGCAAAUAUACACUCUAACCACUACAUCACACUGCAGUGGUUGGUGGACCACUAAAGUCACCCAGAGUACUUCAUCUCAAUGUCCUGUACUUUAAACUUAUAAUGUUAAACAUUGCCAUUUUGGGGGAAAACCAAAUGUUAAAAUUACGUGGUUUAACACAACUCUGGCUGUCUUCAUGACUGCCACUAGAGGCACAAAUUCCUCCACAACUGAGUAAAACUUUGUUCUUUAACCCUGUGCUGCUGAUAUUAGUUGAUUGGAAGAGCACAGGGUUUGCUGCAUGCGCUUUCGUCCAGUGCUUCUCUGAGACGCAUUCCAUUGGACAAGACUGCUGGUGAUGUCAGCCUAUUGCUGACAUCACUGGAGGCUGCAAUGGAGGAGUCACAGCGAUGGAAAUUAGGUAAGUAAUGUAUCAUUUGUACACGGCAAAGGGAUUAGACUGUUUAUUUGCAAAUGGCGCCCUGGCACCAUAACCGCUACAGUGUUAUGGUGCCAAGUUUACCUUUUUAACACAUUCCAAUAAAAAGUGCGGCAUUUGUUUGCUCACAGUUUUCUCAUUGGUUAACAAGUGUUUAGGUUAUUGUGGUGGGAUGUUAGACCUACCAUGUUUUCAAAGCUACAAAGUGCUCCCAUGCAGUUAGAAAAUAAAACAGUUUGUGAUCUAUCAUUGAAUUCUAUGCUUUUUAUUAAAAAAAAUUUUAAUUUUUUUUUUAAACCAUGAUUGUUAGAAAUAAAGGCAAUUGAAGCCACAAAUGAGGCUCAAUAGAAAAUGGGAUUCUGCUUAUGGUUAUUUUGUGUAUAUAAGCACUCUACUCUUUGCACGUCCACAUGCGUAGUCCUACUUGUGCACAUGCUCCAUAUUUCUUUAACAGAAAGCUAUAGAAUUAUUUUUUAAGUCUAAAAGCAACAUCAAAACGCUUUGCAAAUGAUAUGCUAAUACUGAGGAUCACGCGUUCAGAGUUUAGUUGCUGAAAAGAUACUUGAGGAUUGUUUGUGGGUGGCUCUUGUUGUGUUGCCCUCCCCAUCAAAAAGUUCUGUCCACCUUGGCAUGUCCCUUGCAUAUUUGCUCUACUAUUCAUGAGAGAAAGUGAGGGGCAAAUAACUCUUAAAGGGAAACUCCAGUGCUGGCACUACAGGUCCCCUCUCCCUCCCACCCCACAAUCCCCAGUUGCUGAAGAGGUAAAACCCCUUCAGUAACUUACCAGAGGCAGCGACAUGUCCCACUUUUGAAACAUAGAAACGUAGAAUGUGACGGCAGAUAAGAACCAUUUGGCCUAUCUAGUCUGCCCAAUUUUCUACAUACUUUCAUUAGUCCCUGGCCUUAUCUUAUAGUUAGGAUAGCCUUAUGCCUAUCCCACGCAUGCUUAAACUCCUUUACUGUGUUAACCUCUACCACUUCAGCUGGAAGGCUAUUCCAUGCAUCCACUAACUUCUCAGUAAAAUAAUACUUCCUGAUUUAUUUUUAAAUCUUUGUCCCUCUAAUUUAAGACUGUCCUUGUUGUGGUAGUUUUCUUCUUUUAAAUAUAGUCUCCUCCUUUACUGUGAUUCUCUUUAUGUAUUUUAAAUGUUUCUAUCAUAUCCCCCCUGUCUCGUCUUUCCUCCAAGCUAUACAUGUUAAGUUCCUUAAACCUUUCCUGGUACGUUUUUUUUGGCACCCAGACCACUCCAAUGGGCAGAAGUGGUCUGGGUGCCUGGAGUGUCACUUUAACCUUGUGGGCUCAAGGAAGGUACACACUGGGGAUGUUCUGCAUUCUGAGGGUAGAUGUGUGCUUAUUGUAUUUUUCUAUUUUGAAAAGCACAUCCUUUACUGACCCUUAAACACCAAGUGAGCCAAGUUAUUUUCCUCUACUUUGUGGAUGCCAGAGAGGAACCAUUAAAGGUAGAUCUAUUCAAAUUAAUUUAUAACUUACGUGUUCUGGUGCUUGGAUGUUCUUUGAAGGUGACACUCUAAACUCAAUCACAGCACACUGUAUAGGUUGUGAUACAAGGGUCACCUGGCACUUAACAUGUUUCUUUCUAGCUUCAAGCAAGCUGCUCUCCAGUAGUAGUAGUAGUGAAGAGGGGAGGUGGUGCCAAGGUAAGAAGUCAAACUGUUUAUAAACAGUUUGAUUCCUUACAAUGCAAGUUGCCAGGGCAUUAUUGGUACCAUAACCACUACAAUUAAAUGUAGUGGUUAUGGUGCUUUGAUGUUCCUUGAUGCACUCUAAGCCCCUUAACACACUGUAGUGGUUAGGAUGCCAUGUGAUCCCUGGCAUUUACAUGUUUCUUUCUGGCCACAAGCAAGCUGGUUGGAGGCUCCAUGUUUGCCAAUGGAAUGCAUUGCAAGCUGAUUAGGAAAUAUUUGUCUCUGGUUCUUAUAACAGCGGGGAAUGUUAACCAAGCUCAGUAAGCCUAUUUUUGCCACAUUAGAGUUGGAUUGGCUAAUGUAGAAAGUGCCUGGUAGCACUGGCAGAUGUUUGUGAACUGCCUUUCAGCCUUAAGUUGGCUAGGUGGAAUGAGGAAAUGUAGUUAACUAUUGGUCAUGUUAAGUUGUUACUGACUUUGGAAAAUGUGUUUGGGGUUUUUUUUGUUUUUUUUUGUACAACUACUGUUGCCCAUUUUCUCUUCUGUCUAACAACCCCUGUGGCCACACACUGAUCCCACGUGUACCUGAUGAAUAAUCCACCUUGUAAAACUUUAUCGUUUUAGGUGGUGUGCUCAUUACAGAUGGAUGCAACAAAAUGCUUGGCUAAAUGUGAAACAAACUUUUUUUUGUGCACAAGUUUGUUUCAGCUUGUUGAGGGCAAGCUAUGAAAAAUAUUUAUUAUGACCCUUUCAGAACUAUAAUUGGUUUAAAGCAUUACUUCAAGCACCAUAAUCACUACACCUAAUCCCUUUGCACAGCUUAGCUCAGGACGAAGUAACAGAAGUUCCUGAUUCGGAACAAACGUCUCCAGCAGUAAUAGUAAAGAUGGGUGGGCAGCGCCUGGUGAUCCCCAGGUAAGGAGUUAAACUGCUCAAAAGCGGUUUCAGCUGACUCCUUACAGUCAAAGUUACCAGGAUGCUUUUGGCACCACUCUAGUGGUUAUGGUGCUUGAAGGGGACAAUCUAAGCCCCAUAACGGCACACUGUAGUGGCUAUGGUGCAAGGUGUCCUGGCACUGCCCUGUAAUCUUGAAACCCAUUCACACAUUUUAACUUUCUGUGUAAAGUACCUGCAGUCCCUGAGGUUUUUGGUGCUAAGACUGCUUAAAGGGACAUUAUAGGUAACAAAGCAACUUUGUCAGUGAAGCAGAUUUUGUGUAUAGAUCACGCCCCUGCAGUCUCACUACUCUGUUCUCUGCCAACUGGCAGUUAAAUCACCUUGCUUAUGCAGUCCUAGUCGCAUCUCCCUGCUUGUGACUUGCACAGGCUUCCUUUAAAUAUUUAAACUUGCUUUAUUGCAAAUUCUUUUUAAUUUAUGAUGUAUUUCCUGCUCUGUUGCCUCAUAGACACUGCAGAAGCCUCCUGUUUGUGAUUUUAAAGUUCAAUUUACAAAGCAGAAGAUUAGAAACUUCUAAAGCAAGUUGACACCUGAAACGAAAAAAAAAAUUCAUGCUGGUUAGGUCACAGCCAGGGAAAUUGUGGCUAGGGCCACGUAAACCGAAACAGGCAAUUUAGUUCCUGAAUGGCAGCAAAUUGGACAGUGAGACUGGGCAUGACCUAUAGCAACCAAACGAGUCCCAGUGAUAUCUGCUAGUGCAAUCUAAGUGGUGAUUGCAGGUGGUGAGGGACAAUCCUCAAUUUACAAAUUGCAGCUGAAGUGAUACUAAGUGGUUGCUUACCUAUGACCUAUACAUUUAAACUGACUUGAUGCCCAUAUUGUUCCAUUAAAUUCAUGGUUCACAUCAGGUUUGUAUUGUAUUCAUUAAAUAAGUGUCAGCUAACCACUCUCAUCCAAUGAAUAUUGAUUAAACCUGGUAUGAUAUUGUAGUCAUAUAAACUUCCACUGUAUCAUAGCCACUCUGAUUGUAAUACCUACGUUUAUCCAACACCGCAAGGGAAGUGUGAAAGAGUUUCUAAAUGGUUUAACAGAUUUUAAUUUGACAGUGCCCAGGGACUCCAUAACAGCCACAGUGCACUAUAAAGGAGCAGUCUAAAGACUGUAGCCACUAAACAGGAGCUGUGGCUACUGAUAUUUUAGCACUGCCCGGUAUGUAGAGGAGUCUACCGAUUGUGCUUUUUAUUUCCUUUAAAAUUCUCAUUUUAUUUUUUGGAAUAUGCCAAAAGUUAUGUUUCUGGCUGCAAAGAGGGAACAUUUCCCUCUUCAAUUCUAAUUCUCUUGUAUGUGGUCUUUCUACGCAUUACCAUAAACAAUGGGUUGCACGUGUGUUUUGUUUCCCUUUGUUUUUUUUUGUCACUUCUGAUAUAGGGUAUAAAGCUCUGUCCUGCAUCUGUAUGCUUGGAUUCAAAUUGUACAUAAGCUAUCCAGUAGUUGUCUCAUACAUUUGGGUGCUGUAGAUGUCCUUAUCAGAGCAGUAAUUUAGUGGUCUUCUAUUUUUUAUAUAUAUAUAUAUAUAUAUAUAUAUAUAUAUAUUUAUUUUUUUUUUAAUUUUUUUUUGUUUUAUUUUGUUAACGGAGUAUUAACUAACUGAACUGCCUUUGUGUUUUUGUUUUUUCCUGCAGGGGCAGAAGUAUAGUAAAAGGCCUGCAGCCUCCGGUGAGUUAUUCUGAAAUGCAGUGUAUCUGGUUUAUUUUUAGUACAUUAGGUUCAUCAUUGUUGGGAACACAAAUUAUAAAGAUUGCCAGAUACAAAAGUCUGAUCACACAUUUUUAAACAUACAUGCGUGUAUAAUUUUUUUAUUUUUUAUACUUAAUGCUUGAAAUUUGGAAAUAUGUUAAUAUAUUUCAAGUGCCCUCAUUUCCUUUCUGAAUGUUUUGCAUAGUGCAUGCACUAUGGAAUGGAAGCUGUGAUUAUUAUUAUUAUUAUUAUUAUUAUUAUUAUUAUUAUUUUAUUUUUUGUAUCUAUCAUGCUCUGAUUUGAAAACUUAAGGAAAGUGUAUUUUAAUGAGCACUUGGGGUAUAUGAUAAACGUUAUAUAUUUCCCUUUGGUCCUCUCACUGCAGCAUCUUUGAGAAGGAUAGGACUAAAUUUAAUGAGUUUCCUGGAGUGCACCAUUAAAUUAUCUGAUUUGGGGGGGGGGGGGUGUUGCUUUGUUUAGGGUGCAACUUAUAUGAAUGCUUACUGUUUGAGUAACCCCAUUUAAGCCAUCUCACUGGCUGUAGACAUUCAUUCUUUAAAGGUGGUACAAGUUUGCUGUUUUCAUGGCAGUUGCUUGCCAUCUAUUUGUGUUAAUUAGCAUUCAGUCUGCUCAGUUAUGUACUUCAAAAUGGCCAUGUCACUGGGACAAUUUGCAUAAAUCCUCUUGAAUGCAGUGGAUAGGUCUGUGCUUUACCACACAUAAUCGUUCUGUGAGUAUAAUACAUGCUGUUUGCUUUUUGUUUUCCAGGUUUUUGAAGGGGUUUAUAAUAAUUCUCGCAUGCUGCAUUUUUUAACUGCUGUUGUGGUAAGUAUGAGAAUUUAGGGCUUCUAUGUAUUACCAAAUGAGUGCCCUGCUACUUGUAAAGUUUUGCAUUUGAUGCUGCGCUUCUUGCUUAUCGAUAGUUUAAAAGUGAUUUUUGUAUUAGGAUGGCCCUGUUCUUGUUUUUAUGAUAACUGUACUCUGAGUGGCCAUUCACUAAACUUGAACAUUCGAGUAUAGAGUAGGGAUUGACCGAUAUGAGUUUUCCAGAGCCGAUACAGAUUGUCACCUUUUGGGACAAUAACCGGUGCCGAUAUUAUGUAUGUUUAAAGUUUUCAAUAAAAAGCAACAUAAUUUCUACACAAAUCUGUCUUUAACUGAAUAAAAGCAUUAACAUCAUGCUGACCACCUUAAAUUCACAUUUGGGGUAGGAGAAUGUGUUUGGAAGAUGUUAUGUGACAAGACUUGCCUUUUUAUGUUUGUGAAAUUUGGUUCCUUGCUGCAGGUAAUACAUUUUGUCAGCUUUCUGUGGAAAGUACACGCAAUCUAAUGCCUCCGUUCAUGUUAACUGCUUCUUGUUGUACUGAAAGUAAAUUAUCUUUAGGUGUAAUAGAAUGUUAAUGGGUGGCAAGAGUGUAAUCAUGUACGGCAACUCAGUCAGUGACAGGAGGGGCUUCAAGGUCUUUAUUUACACUUUUUUGUUUGUUUGUUUAGGGUUCAACGUGUGAUGUGAAGGUGAAAAAUGGUACUGUAUACCAAGGGAUCUUCAAGACCUUAAGCUCUAAGGUAUGUAUAUAAAUUUCUUUAUUGCUAUAGAUAUGACACAUUAUUAGCUUGCUGGUAAUCCAUUACGUUCUCAAGGAAUGUCCAACAUUUAGUUCUAAUUAUUAAAGGACUACUAUAGUGCUAGGAAAACAAACUCGUUUUCCUGGCACUUUAUGGUCUUUAGGUCCCCCUCACCCGGGCUCUAGGGGGAGGAAGGGGUUAAACACUCAAUGAGACAGCCACUAGAGGCUGGAUUAACCCUAGUGUAAACAUAGCAGUUUCUUUGAAACUAUGUUUACAGCAGGCAGGGUUAACCCUAGAUGGACCUGGCACCCAGACCACUUCAUUAAGCUGAAGUGGCGUGGGUGUCUAUAGUGGUCCUUUAACCCCUUAAGGACACGUGACAUGAUUCCAUUUUAUUCCAGAACUAUGGUCCUUAAGGGGUUAAAGAAAUUUAUGGUUUGUAUAUGUCUUACUAAUAGUGUCCUUUCUUGCAGUUUGAGCUGGCUGUUGAUGCCGUGCACAAGAAGACAAAUGACCAGACCGUGGGGCCAAAGCGUGAGGAUAUUGUGGACACCAUGAUUUUCAAGCAUUCAGAUGUUGCAGUGGUUCAUUUCCGCAACGUAGACUUCAAUUAUGCUACAAAGGGUAGGCUGGUGUUUUGAGCACAAUGCCUUUUUCUUCCACUCCUGGCACAGAAUGAUCCUUGUCAAACAUGCCAUUGGGUGGAUCUUCCCAAUAAAGAUCCACCCAAAUAUAGAUGUCCAGCUCCAAUUCCUUGUUUGUGGACAUAUAGCAUAGAUCCAUUGAGGAACUCUUCCCCAGUUGAUGUUUUGUAUAGCUCUCUCGCCCCCUGAUUAAUCUGUUAUACCAUAUCUCCCCUAUUGUGGUUUUGGCUGAUCCCACAUGUAAAAACCUUUCCUUCAAUUUUGUUUUGUUGGCUUACUCCAUAAACCUCUAAUAUGGCUUCCGAUUACUGUUGCUUUGCAGAUUAUUCUACACUUGCCCAGUGUUGCAAAGUGUGUUAUGUCUUUAUCUUUUUAUUUGCUAUAUCUAUCUGUAUUUUUAUCAUAACUUGUUUGCUUUUAAUCUUCAGAUAAAUUCACAGACUCGGCUAUUGCCACAAGCUCUAAAGUAAAUGGUGAGCACAAGGAAAAGGUACUAAUGCGGUGGGAUGGAGGAGAGGCCAACACAGACGAAUACGAUCUCGACUCUGAUAUGGUGAGUUCAGUCUUGGGGGUUACACUAGUGGAUUAUUUGGCUUUUAGUUUUGCCUUUUUUUAAAACUUCUAAUUGUUGCUCAAUUCUAAAUAUCUUCUUUGACAGUCAAAUGGCUGGGAUCCAAACGAUAUGUUCAAGUUUAAUGAAGAUUACUAUGGUGUGAAGACCACAUAUGAUAGCAGCCUGUCUUCUUACACGUGAGUGAUUAGAUAGUUUGCAUAAUGAAACCUUGCUCUCACAUAGUCUCCUUCAUUGCGAAUGCAGAACACAAAAUUGUUGAGCUCACUAAUUAAAUGUGGGGGGCAGGGGGGGCGUGUUUCCUCCCUCUCCCCUAUGUAUGUGUUGCAUGGCACACAUUGUUUUAUAUGAGCCAUAUCUACCAUAUUGGUUUUAGGUUUUGCUAUGCUUCUUGGGAAAUCACACACCUACUCACCCCAAGAAUCUGUACCGUCUUUUAUCACUUCCUGACAAAUAAUUAGAUCUUACCUUGUCUGUUAUUAGGGUUCCUUUAGAAAAGGAUAAUAGUGAAGAGUUUAGGCAGCGAGAAGCACGGGCAGCACAACUGGCUCGAGAGAUAGAAUCCAGUCCCCAGUAUCGUGCACGGAUUGCCAUCGAAAAUGAUGACUGCAGGACUGAGGAGGAGAAACACAGUGCUGUCCUCCGGCCCAGCUCUGACCGGGACAGCCCCAGCCUGGGGUCAAGGUUAGUAAUUAUUUAGCAAUUCUUUGUAAUGUUGGUCAAAGCUUUCUAACUUUAAAUAUAUAUAUUCAUGUUCUGUUAGAUCCGGAGAAUGGAGUCCUCCAUUCAUAGUCUGUUUUGUUUACACAGAGAUGGGAAGUAUGUUCCACUUCCUCAGCGGGUUCGUGAUGGUCCUCGUGGGGGACUGAGAAGUGGCACGCCUAGAGGAAGACCUGGAUUAGGCUCCAUACCCUCCCGGGGAUCUUCUCAACAUUAUCCAGAAACAAAUUCCAGCCCUGCCCCAGAACAGAGAGGCAUCAAUGGAGGUAAAAGUCAACAAACCUUAUUAGAUUGUGUAUUUAGAGCACAGUGUAGUAGCUAUAAGUGGAAUAUGACUGUAAUAUGCUGAAAUCCUAAUUCUGUGAAUACUUUGUCUUUUGAGCACUGGUCUUUAAAGCAAUUUUACUUUUAUAUGAUCGAAAAUGCGCAUUUGGGUUUGUAUGUUCCCCCUAAUUUCACAUUCCUUAAUUAGUAUAGUGUGUAGGGUACACUUGGUAAAGAGCAAAGAAACAUUUGAAUUUUAGAACCUUGAGGUGUAGUCUUAUAUAGGUUGGAUACCUUUAAAUAAAGAUAUAUAUUUAUUUAUUUUUUUAAAUUCUCUUCUCAGGGCCCUCACGGAUGUCGCCCAAAGCUCAACGACCAAUCAGAUGCUCCAAGCCCAUGUCUUCUCCAUCCACUAGACCAGUUGAAGUGUCCACCUCGCCAUCAGGUCAGUUUAACUUGCUAGUUCAAUGAAUUGAGCAUUGGUUUGACAUUUCUGUAUGUAUCAUGGUAUGUGUUGCAUUCAUAUAUUAAAGUCAUCUAUAGUUAUCGAACAUGUUAAAGUCCUUAAUUUUUAUUUUUUGGGCUAUAGCUUCCUCUCGUGUGUACUCCCCACUGUCUCCUAAAUCCAGUUCUUCUGUAAGUUCUGUUGAUUCUUCUUUGGGAGCGCCUUCUACGACUUCAACCCCUGACUUGCGUCCUGCAGCAGAGCCCAUCAUGGCUGCUAAGCCAUCAUCUCCGAAGAGCGUGACUCCCAUUUUACUUGGGGAAGGUGAGAAGUCUUGUUUAAAGCCAGAGACUCGUCGUCUGUAACAAAGUCUCUGCCAAAAUAUCUCAUAACGUAUUGUAAUUGAUUAUAUAGACUGAAGUAGUGUAAGCUGAUGCUGGCUUCUCUUUGUAGAAGCACUAGUAUUUUGUUUUCCUCAAAGCAGUCGAUUUUCAGCUAUUGGAGAUCCUGUACCUAAUAAGAAUGACCUUGCACUUUACAAUUUAUUCUGCACCUUUUACUUGACUGUUUCCUUAACGUUUGAUACUAAGUAACAUUUGUGGCACUAUUUCUUACAAGUUGCAAUUUUGUGCACCUAUUUAUGAAUUGGUUCCUGCUGUUUGCUGGGCAGGUGUCUUGUAUUUUGACUAGCUGUUGUGUGUAUAUAUAUAUAUAUAUAUAUAUAUUAAAAAAAAAAAAAAAAUAAAGUUCUUGUUUUCCUUUAUCCUGUCAAGUGCUCCACUGCAGGCUCUGCUUGCUAGAGAAUAUCGUAUAGGUAGAAUUUGGGUUUAGGAGCUACUUAAACAGCAAAAUGAGGCCAUUUAGAGUUUCAAGUAUACCUGUCAUGGUGCACACAUUUUGGCUUUAAAGAGCAGGAAUUUUUAUCUAGACAUUUUUAAAUGUCUUCUUACCAGCCCGUCCAAUUCACAGGACCAACCUCUGUGCCAAGCACAGACUGACAUGAGAACAGGAAAACCCAUGUGCAGGAUGUUUUUGUUUGCCAGAGCUACUCCCAGAAAGUAUUUUCAUUCACUUACUGGGAGACUAUAGGGGCACAGAAGCCUGCUUGUCAUUUGGGAGCAGAGUCAAUUGCAUUAGAAGAUUGGGAAUGGAUUGUGACUUUUAUAAUAACGUGACACCCACUGACCUCUUAGAAGGCCAGCAUUUAAAGAUAGGCAGCAGCUAAGGAAAUGUAACACCUGCUAAAUCAAAUAUAUAACUUGUCUUUUAUGAUUCUAUAUUUGUAAUGUUGGGAGCGGUUCUGUUUAGUUGAACCUGGCAUUCCAAGAUUACUUAGUAGACCGGUAGUUUAUGCUUUGUCAGCCUUUAAGGGGUUACUGUAGACACAAUAAAAAUGUCGGCUUGUUAAUAGUUCAAGGAUCAUAUCUGUGCAGUAUUUCACAUGGAAAUUCUGCCACUUCAGAAUAUGGGUUUUUGUUUAUUUUCUCAGUUUGUUUAUGCCCGCUUCAUGGUCUUUUCUACUGGGAGGCAUUUUCGGGGCAGGUGAAAACUGGCCUGUGAGUGGGAUGCCACGCUGUGUUAUCAAUGUGCUAGUCUCAGACCACCUGUUACGCAUGCGUUUAAGCCUCUAGCCUGUGAUUAGAUUUAUGGCUAGACUUGCUGGGUUGUUGCACAUAUAGUGCCCUUUUAUGAGAAGCAUUGGACUGAUUAAACUGUGUGCAGAAAUCUUGAUGCUGACCAGCAAGAACAAAGUUUGUGUUGGGCAGCAAAGAGGAAUGGGACCGCAUUAGCUUGCAUUUUAGUACACUUUAGGUUUGUGGGGUUUCACUUUAUAUUCUUUUUAAUUUUUUUUUCAGUGUUCUCUGUGCAUUAAAGGUACACUCCAACUUAAGAAACAAGCUUUGAUUUCUUGUGUUAAAAACGAAUUAUGAUUUAAAUGGAAGUGCCUGCACUAUACAUAAAAAUACCUGUAAACUAGUGGCAAUGCCGCAUGCCUUCCCAGCAGAUCAAGUGAAUAAUCUCCUGCGCUAUUGCAAUAAUUUCCAUAGACAAGUAAUGAAACCAAUGCAACUAAAGUCCACACUAUAGCAGUGAGAGUUGGGGUGGUGCAUUUUUUUUUUAAAAUACUGUUUUAGCACAAUUUUAUUUUUUUGUUUUUUUUUUUUAUUUUUUUUUAUUUUAUAAAGUAGGGUUAAUAAGUACCACAUUAAGGUAUGUGUAAAGACUUGCUGGCAGCUCACGGUUGUCAAAUGAAGCCACUGCAUGUGCGCAAGAACAUAUCUGUAGGCUUUAUUGGCUCGCGCGAGUGCAUUACAUUCAGGCUUUUUAAGCAGCAGAGCUGUCUCUGCUACUUUAUAUGCUGUAAAUCAAAGUUUAUUUCUCCACACUACUUGUGAAUCUCAUUUUUAUAGGUAAGGAAAACAUCACUUCUAAAAUAGUACAACCAAACCAGUUAUUUUGGAUAUUCUUACAUUUUUAUAUUGAAAUUCAUCAUUUACAUGUUUUGCUAGGCAUAUUGCUGUAUGCAUGAUACUGCAAUAGAGCAUGCGCAUGUUCAAAACUUGGGUGGUGGCUCCAGAACGAUGAAGUGUGGGGUCGGGGGGUGGAGGGGUGUGUGUGUGUGUGUGUAUGUAUAUAUAUAUAUGUGUGUGUAUAUAUAUAUAUAUAUAUAUAUAUAUUAUACACACGGUUUUAUUCGUUGGAGUAAAUGCUGCAAUAGCAUUUACAGAGGCUAAGAAACAGCAAAACAUUUCAUUUAUGUUGAGCUUUCCAUCUAAUGCUUUACAGAGUUUAUGUAUUCAAGAGGGGGAUCAAAUUCUAGAAUAACUUCUGUAUAGCAGCUUCUGCAAAGACCAAGAACUGGCUAUGGUAUGUCUGCAAUUCCUGGUCUUCAUUAUUUUUCAUGAAAAAUGUGCUUGGCACAUUUUAAAGUGGCACUGUCACUAUUUGGUGUCUUUGCUGAAAUUGCAAAGUUGUCCAACUGGGACGUCACCAGGUGGGCUCAGUCGGGCAGAGGAGAAAUACAGAGACAAGGUAGAACUUGGUCUCUGUAUACCUCUUGACUGUUGGAACUUCACUGAUAUUCCAGCACAGUCAUAAUGAGUGUUUUGGGGAUGGAGGGGGACAAUGCUGCUUUAAGAGAUAGUCAGGUGUAGUGCUCUUCUGUAAGGGAUUUAUGAAGCAACUUCUAUUAGCAUUCCAAAGUUCUUACUUCAUGUUUAUUAAUGAAUAUAGGUGUUCAUGGCUGCCUUCCUUAAAGGACCACUAGAGUGCCAGGAAAACAUACUCGUUUUCCUGGCACUAUAGUGCCCUGAGGGUGCCCCCACCCUCAGGGACCCCCUCCCACCCGGCUCUGGAAGGGGGGAAAGGGUUAAAAACUUACCUUUUUCCAGCGCUGGGCGGAGAGCUCUCCUCCUCUCCUCCUCCUGGGCUGAAUGCGCACAAAGCCGCGCCACAUUCAGCCGCCGCAUAGAAAGCAUUUACAAUGCUUUCCCUAUGGACGCUAAUGCUCUCACUGUGAAAAUCACAGUGAGAAGCACGCAAGUUCUAGUGGCUGUCAAUGAGACAGCCACUAGAGGAUUAGGGGAAGGCUUAACCCAUUCAUAAACAUAGCAGUUUCUCUGAAACUGCUAUGUUUAUAAAAAAAAUGGGUUAACCCUAGAAGGACCUGGCACCCAGACCACUUCAUUAAGCUGAAGUGGUCUGGGUGCCUAGAGUGGUCCUUUAAAGAAAACGGAGUGUCUCUGUAGGAUAAUAUAAAAAUAAAAACCGAAAACUAACAACUCAUCCAAACGUGCUUUUAGUGCUUAACAUGUUCAGUGAAGUACCCUUAACAACCCCUGGUAAGAACAUGUAAUGCAAAAAGUGUCUUUGUAAACUUCAACCUAUGUAUAAAGAUUUUAUUUAUUUUAAAAUUGUAAGUUCUUAAAACAGUUUUAAUUGCUGAAAUCUUACAAAAGUCUGUCAACUCGUGUUGGAAAGUAUUGUGGCCAUUUAUGCCAUUAGUUAAACUCUUAAUGGUUGAGUCCAGCAGGAUUCUGAAAACUAAUUUGUUUACAUUAUUCAGGUAAAGAGAUUCCUACUCCAGCUGCAGUGAGAGAGCCAGGUCGUACACCAGAACAGAACGCUCAGUCUGAUGUUAUCAAACAGCCUUGUAAAGGUUUGUAAUUUCCCUUAUGUCCAAUCUCUGAAUGCAUUUUUUUAAACUUAUUUUUAUUAAAUUGUUUUCUUUAUAUGACAUGUACAAAUAACAUACAAUUUAGUUAAUUUGAUUGUCUAUAAGUUGAACAUAUAGGUUUGUACUUGUAUGUCUGAUAUAUCGCAUUGAGUGUGUGUCACAGUGGAUCGGUGGGUUCUAAUGACUAUUAUCCUUUACUUUAUCUAACGGAUAUCAAUUUCUUGUACAGGGGCUUCCAGUGAUAUUUCUUAAUCAGAUCUUUCAUCUCUACAUUGUCUUGUUAAUUUAAUAUUUGAAUGUUCAUUAAUUGCCAGCUCCAUUCGUAAUUGAAAUAAUUGGUUUAUUAUAUAUUUCUAUACUGGGAAGUUUUUUAGUUUUCCAGUUUCUGGAUAUUAGAAAUUCCAUCUUUUUUAACUUGGGCCAUCUCAAAUGUAAUAAAGCUACCUCCUCUCUGAAUGCAUUCUAAUGCAUAUUAGGCUCGUUCAUCCAGCCGUAAAGCUUUAAUAUUCAGUAGUGCUUAGUAGUUUAUGAAAAUGCCCAGCUUUGCCUUUAAAACUGCCAGAGUAAGGAGGCUAGUGUGAAUUGAGUGCGUUUACUAAACGGUGCCCAAGCUCUUUUAACCCCUUAAGGACCAAACUUCUGGAAUAAAAGGGAAUCAUGACAUGUCACGUGUCCUUAAGGGGUUAAACUGGUGCUUCCUUGGCACUAUGCAAUGUCUGCACGUUAAAGAGCCCAUGGUAAUUGGGAUUAAUGUAUAUAUUUUUUUUGCUCCUCUCUUAACUCCUUAUGGACACAUGAUGGUAAUAAUAUUCCGUCAUGAUUCCCUUUUUAUUUCUGAAACUGUGUCCUUAAGGGGUUAAAUAUUCCUGUAGAUCACUAAUAAUGAAGAUUAAAUUAAAGGGAAAAAAGUGAUCUCCCCUCUCCCACACCACUCUAAUUUUGUUUUUAACUUUCAGUGCUGCAGAUUGAUCAAAAGCGAAAUCAACUGGAUGAACUGCGCAAAUUUGGGGCAGAGUUCAGAGUAAGUGAUAUGAAUCAAAAUUAAAUGUCUUAAUAUAUAUAAAAAAAGAUCAGUGGCUUGUACCCUAUUUUUUUAGGCUCAUAUUUUUUUCUUGAUUGUGUGUUGAAGAAAAAAAUUAAUCAUGCUGAGUAUAAAUCUAUUCACUCUUAUAUUAAAUAUUUAAUACAACACAUUAUUUCACAUCCUUAGUACUGCUUCAGUUGCCCAAUAGAUAGUAAUGGGUCAAUAUGGCCACUUCCUAAGUUGUACUUCAUGGUCUCUGUUUAGCUACAGCCAAGUGCUGGCCCAGAGUCUGAAGCCUUCUCAUCAAGGCCAAGAGAUGCAUUGGAGACAAAAGUUCCUCAGCCAGACUCCAUCCCAUGUGAAGGAGCAGAGCCUCCCAGCACCGUGCAGAAAAUCCUUGAGCCAGCCGAAGACAAAGACAGAGUUUGUGACAAUUCGGAGCCGCAAGAUGAGGUAGUUAGUCCUCCAAGCAAGACUGAAACCGAAGGAAAGGAGGAGCCAGCAGUGUGCGAGUAAGUUGGCUAUUGCCAUAUACAAAAUGUCUGGCAUAUUGUCAAGCGCUGAAAACUGCAUGUUUCCUAUACAAAAAUCUUGUCUCUUUACCUUUUUAGUCAAGUGAAGAAAUCCACCUUGAAUCCGAAUGCUAAAGAAUUUAACCCUUCCAAAACCCUUCUAGCUGUGGUAUGUUAUUGCUGCUAACUCUCCUUGAGGUUUCUCUCUAGCUAUAAUUUUGUUGUGUGGAGUAACAAAAUAAAUCUGUAUAAUACUGAGGCUUCUGUGUCAUUGGCAGAGAAUGUAUAAACUUGCUAGGUCUUCUUUGCUUUUGUUUACUUGGCAUCUGCUUCUAUUUGAGGCAAUACAUACAGGAUGUUUGGAGUUGGUCUGUGCAUGUCAUGAGAUUUUAUUUAAUGCUUUGUUCCCUCUCCCCCAGAACAAAGCAACAAGUACGCCCACCUCCCCUGGACCAAGGAACCACUCCACCACCAUUCCAAUGCUGACUGCUGGGCAGAGUGGGGUGUACAGUCCAUACAUAUCCUACAUUCCCCAGCUUCACAUGAGCCCAACUGUGCAAGUGAGUGGAUGUUAAACGGUCUUCCAGGUUUUGUUUGUCCAACAUCCCAUCAAAUGAGUUUUACAUGCCCCUUCUCUUUCCCAGGCUCCUCAGAUGUACCAGUAUCCAGGCUCUGUGCCAGGGCAGCAGGGGAAAUACAGACCAAAAGGUAAGGGGUGUUUGUUUUUAUUCCCCUACACAGCAGCUUUUUAGAAAAUUGGAUAUCCAUUUUUUUUUUUUUUUGUCAUAUGUUACUGUAUUGCUUAUGGGUUCAAUGCUUUCACUGCUGCCACUGGUUUUUGUAGCCUUAGGUUUGAGCCUUUUCAUUCCUAUUUGCAGGAUCUCUUCCUCCUCAGCGCUCUGACCAGCCAAACUCCGCUCCUUCUCUCAUGCAAGCAGCAGCUGCUGCUGGGCCUCCUCUAGUAGCAGCCACGCCAUAUUCACCUUACAUCUACAGCCCUCAGCAGUUCCCUGGACAGCCAACAAUGAUGCAGCCUGUGGCCCAUUAUUCUUCUCAGGUAUAAUAUAUGGAUAGGAACUAAACAGGCCAAAUCCCAUGUUUACUUAGAAUGCAUUAACGACUGUACAUGGGAUUAGUUUUACUCUUUGGGUAUUUACUUGAGACCUCUUUAAAUGCCUGACUUUUUAUUUUUUAUUUUUUUUUCAGCCUGUUUUUGCUCAGAUGAUUCAAGGUAACACACGUUUGAUUGCAUCUGGCAACCAUCAAGCUUUGGUUUCUUCAUCUAAUCCUCAGUACCCUCCCACCGAUCAGCCCAAUCCACAAACUCUCUAUGGUGAGUCUCACACUGACCACUAGUGUAGGCAACAUAUGAAUUUUUGGGGGGUGUUUCGUGCAUGUACCUUGCAUCAAACAUAACACUAAUGUGAUUUUUGCUUGCAGCCACUGUGCAUCAGUCGUACUCGCACCAUGCAGCGCAGCUUCACCCACAGCCAGCUAGCACCCCUACCCAGAGCCAGCAACAAUCCCAGCAUGCUAAUCCCAGUCCUGUGCAGGUGAGUCUACUUCCUGCCUAUGCCUUGAGCUGCCCACUGGUUUUGUGGUCUACAAGAUACCAACUUGAGCCUUCAGAAGCCUAACUGGUGUCUGGUUUUUAAUGUUUUUCUGAUCUAUGCUUGAAAAUUAAUUGUUUAUAAAGGAUUUAAUGAUGUAUUGUAUCAUUAUAGAGCAGUCAGAAUGAGGAAGAAACUAAUUCUUCGUUAACCGUACACCAUGCUAUGUUUUACCUUUAGUGGAAGCUAAAACGCACACUAUCCUUCAUUUUGGAAAAACCAGUUUGAGAAAUUGCUAUUAAUAGGGAUCACGUAUGUCUUUUAUUGAUUACAUUUAGAACGCCAUUGACAUGGCUUUGGAUGUGUCCACCCCAAAUAUUAUGGUCUGGACCUGAUCCCAUCCUGUAUUAAGAGGGAGGUUGGUUGACAAAUUCAUAUUGAUUUUGCAUUGCAACUCUUUGGUGGCUCUUAAAUGAUGGGAGUCUGAUUAAUUUAUACUAGAUUAGGUUUUUCCUGUUGCAUUCUCCAGAUAUUUGUUUUCAGCUAGUGUCCUGCUAUCCUUUUAGUGUAUCAGUUCAGUGUUUCAUGGUUUUGUCCGCUAGUAAAUUGUUACUGUGUAUUCUUACAGGCAUGUAAUAUGUGCAGGAUAUGUGUAUAUUUAUAUUGACUAAUCUAUUGCGUGGUGUUUCAUCUCUCUAGCAUCAAGGUGGCCAGCCUCCGCAUUUGGGUAGCGGUCAACCUCAGCAGAAUUUGUACCAUGCAACUGCCUUAACAGCAACUCCCCCCUCCAUGACUCCUGGGCCAACUGCACAGUCCCCACAGAACAGCUACCCCCAGCAAGCUGUAUAUGCCAUCCAUGCACAUCAGCAGCUUCAGCAUGGGUACACAAAUAUGUCUCACGUGGCUCAGGUACUUAAACCUAUCCGUCUCCUUGGGGCUUUCUUGGGAUAGAGAACAUUACUAUCCUCCACCAUUGCACCCCACCUGAUAUAUAAAAUAUAGAUUCCCUCCCCCCUCUUCUCACUUCCACGCUCCCCCUUCUUUCCCAGACUGUGUGGCUAUAUCUAUAUCUAAUUUUAUUUUAUGUUCUCUCCUCGAUUCACUUUUUAAGGCUCAUGUGCAGUCUGGAAUGACAGGAGCACCUCCCCCUCCCCAUCCUGGUGGCCCUCACCCCCCACACCCUGGUGGCCCUCAUCCUCCCCAGGUUAUGCUUUUACAUCAUUCCCAGACCCAUGGAGGUCUUCCACAGGGCGGUGUUCAACAGACAACCGUUUCAAACCCUUCAGCGUACACCUAUAUACAGCAUCAUCCAGGUGGGUUUGUUUAAAGGUAUUUUUUUUAUAUAUUUUUUUCGCUUUUUGGGGGGGGGGGAGGGGGAGUGGUGUUAACUUCUAACCUGAAUGUUAGAAAAAAGUUUGUAUUUCUCUUUUAGAUUUUGUUACCCAUGUGUCUUGAAAGAAGUUUAUUUUCAUGGUUCAAGUUUGUGUUUGAAUAAAAGAUGAGCUUCUGUCAUAGCCCAAUAUUAGGGACUGUCAGAGCCUUUUGUUCAGGUACAUUAAAGAAUCCUUUACUUGUGUAUUUUUAUUUUAUUUUUUUAUACAAAAUGUUGUCCACAAACUAGAUUAGAGGUAGUGUUGCAUUGGCUAAACCCACAAAGGGAAAGACUUGUAGUGUGUUUUUUUUGUUUGUUUGUUUUUUUUUGUGUUUUUUUGUAUAUGCAUGCAUCUGUAAAAACAGUCAAUGUAAUGAUCUCAUAUCGUUUGAACAAAUGCUGAUCAUAAACACUGUUUGUUUUUUAAUAUAGCCUGUGAAUUACUUUUUAUGAUCAUUGCUUUCUGGUUAUUAUUGCAGUUCAAUCACAUCCGUCCCAACAACUUCCAUUCCACCCACCCGGUAACUGAGCUUUUAAACUAGCCCUCCAGUCAUAACCCCCGAAGCAAUCCUGCCUCCAGCCCCUGUGGUCCUGGAAACUGCAUGAGGCAGAAUGUGGCCCCCAGCCUGCAUAGAGACUUCCUGAGGUGAUGGAUCUGAGGGCUUCCAGAGGCAAGCGUGUAGGACCUGCCUCCAAAGCCCUGCAAGGGAUAUCCAAGGCAAUGGAGAGUAAACUGUCCGAAAGAGUUACGAUGUGUGGAUUCUCCAGUGUGAGGCAGUUCCUAUCCUUCCACUGGCCCCAAUGGGGGGAAAAUUGUUUUUUUUUUUUGUUUUGGUUUGGUCUGUGGGGUGGGAGUUCUCAACUCUCAUCUUUUUACAGAGACUGGAAUAAAACAAUUUUUAUUUUUAACUUAUAAAGAAAAUUGGGCAAUUCCAAGGCAGACCUUUAGUGUUUGUUUUUGUAUUUUAUUUUUUUUUUAUUUUUUUUCCCUUUUCUCCUGAUCUUUUCCCUCCUUUCUCUCCAUCACCUUUACUCAUUAACUUGAACUGAGUGAUGGACUACUUUUUAUUAAAUAAAAUAUUUAAAAAAGAAAAAAAAAACCUACAAAAAGUUUAUAAAAAAAUACAAAAAAAUACAAAAAAAUAAAGUUUUAAACUAUAA